CUUGUCUUUGCGUCCAGCGAGAUCUGGGGAAGAGCAACCCGCCAUGACCAAGGCUCCCUUCUCCGUGGAGUGGCUGUCUCAGAGCAGCCAAGCCACCCAACAGGCCCGGAGUGGGUCAGAAGCCCAGCAAGGCUGCUCUUCCGCCUUCCCCAAGGACUUCCAAACCCAGCAGGGCAAGCCCGGGUCUAACUCCCAGCCCGCGGUGACCCCCCUAAUCCAGAGUGGGAACCAAGUCCCUUCCAGAGACCGAGGGGCGCCUUCGGAACAGCUUUCGCUCCAGAAGAACUUGGAGUGUUCCUCCUCACCAGCCGGUCCCAAACGGGAGUGGAGCUCUGCGGAGUGCAGCUCCGACGGCGAGGGCAGCGUCGUCGAGGGCCAGGGGCCAGAAGACGCCGGGGAGAGAAACCCCAGCAGCCGCCGCCUGCGCACCGCUUUCAGCCUGGAGCAGAUCAGCACCCUGGAGAGCUUCUUUAAGCGCCACAAGUACUUGGGGGCCGCAGAGCGGCGCAAACUGGCCAGUAAGAUGCAGCUGACGGAAGUGCAGAUCAAAACCUGGUUCCAGAAUCGGCGAAUGAAGCUAAAACGGCAGCUACAGGAGAUGAGACCAGACCCUUUCCAUGCAGCACCCUACUACAGCUCCCUCCAUUUUGGACCUCACAGUGGGCCUCUGUCUUAUGUUUACUCACCUCACCAGCAGACUUUUACCAGAAGAGACGCUUUUCCUUCUGGUCUCCCUUUCUCUCCAGUGCCAUCUUCUACCCUGGAUCCCACAAGCACCACUGGGGGACAGUCAGGUGCCCUCUGGUCAAUGUCUGUGCCCUACUUUGUGGGAUACCCAGAUCCUAGAACGUUCUUCACGACUCUCUAGAUCAGUCAACCUGAAGGCACUGUGAUGACUCACAGAAGAAUUUGCACUAAGGCUGGCCCUUUGUUAUCCAGAGCUGUAAUUGCCGAAUGGAUGUCUGCUGAAAUUUUAAGCCCUAUAUGCUAGGGAGAUAUUUUGCACAGCGACACUUGCACAUAGGUGAGAGGCAAGGUAAUAUCCAUAUAGCUAUGCAGUGUUCAGAUAAAGCUAAUUCAUUUGGCAAGACCUUCUUGGGUCUUUAGUUGUACUGUAAGUGUGGGAUUGGCCCUGGAGAACACAAACUAGUUCCAAUUUGUUCCUCUUAUCUUCUAGGAAUCCAUGCAAUUUUGUAAAAGAAUAAUUUAUCCAAAAUUGGUCACCAGACCGUAUCUAUGAAGGAUUUUGCAAUAGCUUAUUCUUGAUUUAGGACACAUGUGCCUUCUGUUCUAAAAGUAAUGGAAUAAUAGAACUCUAGACAAGUUGGACACUCUUUAUUUCUUUGAAAAAACUGUCCUGUGUGUGUAAAGUGCCAUCAAGCCACAGACAAUCUAUAGUAACUCUAUGGGUUUUCAAGGCAAGACUAAUAGGCAGUU
Molecule: messenger RNA, 1437 nt
Organism: Sphaerodactylus townsendi
Lineage: Eukaryota; Metazoa; Chordata; Lepidosauria; Squamata; Sphaerodactylidae
Gene: VENTX
Product: VENT homeobox
Exons: 3
Coding region: 44-868 (274 amino acids)
Biological process (GO): regulation of transcription by RNA polymerase II; cell differentiation
Cellular component (GO): nucleus
Molecular function (GO): DNA-binding transcription factor activity, RNA polymerase II-specific; RNA polymerase II cis-regulatory region sequence-specific DNA binding
Source: RefSeq, a predicted model, not a curated record